AUGUCUUUUGUCACUGUCCAUGCCCUCUCAGCAGGGUAUCUAACAUUGCCCGAGCGAUUUUUUGUUACCCCCCUAGAAGAUGUUUCGGUUCGAAAGACAGUCCCCUCUCUUUCCUUUCUGAUCCAACAUAAAGACAGGCGCUCUGGCAGGACCAUAAGGAUCGUCUUUGAUCUUGGAAUUCGACGGAACCUCCAAGACUAUGCCCCGCCUAUAUACAAGCACGCUCAAACCCGACAACCGCUCUCCGGUUACCAUGACACUGUUAAGUCACUGGCGAAGGGUGGCCUAGGUCCUGAUGAUAUUGACGUAAUUAUGUUCAGUCAUCUUCACUGGGAUCACGUUGGAACACCAUCCGAUUACCCAAAUUCUACCUACGUCGUAGGACCUGGAGCAGCGAAACUUAUCAAUGGCAAGAGAGAGCCUGCCGCUGGGAGUCACAAUCACUUCGAAGAGGGCAUGCUAGAUAUGAAGAGGACCAUAGAACUGCCUCCCGUAGGCCUUCCUCUGACGCCACCGCCGCUGGAAGAACAGACGAGUUUGUCGGCCCAAACGCAGCGUUUGACCGGAUACUUUUCCCAGCCAUGGCACCGCAAGGGCCGCUUUGAAGCUGUGCUAGAUGUCUUUGGUGAUGGAAGUCUGCAUGUGGUGUCAGCACCUGGACACAUCGACGGUCAUAUCAACCUCCUAUGUCGCUUAGAAGAUGGGAAGCACGUUUACCUAGCUGGAGACUCGUGCCAUGAUGGACGGCUGUUGACAAGGGAGAAGGACAUUGCAACAUGGGCGGAUGAGGCAUACCCAGGAGUGACUUGUUGCAUUCAUCAAGAUAAAGCCCAAGCAGAGAAGACGCUGAGUAUUAUUCGGGAUACUAUCAGAGAUCCUGGUGAGCUGAAGGAAGUUGAGGUCGUUUUUGCACAUGAUGGAGUGUGGGAGAAACAAGCUGUGGAUGAAGGACGCUUCUUUCCGGGUGCGCUCUAA
This is a messenger RNA of Fusarium oxysporum Fo47, 975 nucleotides long. RefSeq names its product beta-lactamase-like protein. The record is from RefSeq and is a predicted model, not a curated record. The transcript has a single exon. Lineage: Eukaryota; Fungi; Ascomycota; Sordariomycetes; Hypocreales; Nectriaceae. Bases 1 to 975 code for a protein of 324 amino acids.